UUUUCCUUCCAUUUCUCACUCAAAUAUUCUUUCUUUAAGUGGGUCAUUCUUCUUGUUGUAUUCUUUUCUACUCUUAAAUACAAAAGCUGAUGGUGGUGGAAUGGAAUUCUGCAUCCUCUUGUCCUCUAUGUCUGUGUCUAGUGUCAACUCUUCAAAAUUCAAAACCUACUUUCUAUUUGUCGAGAAACAUUGCUUAAACGCAUUUCACCUGAUACUUGAUUCUGAUUUAUGCAUACCACGAUUAUAACAGAAUGUAUAUCUGGAUAUCACGAUUAUAUUAUAUAAAAGUUAGUUGUAAUGUUAUUAGAUAAAAAAUACUCCAGUCCAAUUAGUGCAUAUUUUUAACAGUGUUUAAAGGACGAUUAAGUCUGAAUUAUUUAACGUUUUAUUAAUUAUAAUCCGUGAUUUUUAUGUGAUAAUUACUUGGAUAAUAUUAUUAUUAUUAUUCAUUUCGUCUAGUCCUUGAUAUAUCUGUCUGACUGGUCUCUCCCCAUGUUUUUUUUCCUUUGUAGUGUUUUGGAACUUAGAAAUUGAAGAUCGUUUGACUAACACUGGGGUUUUACAGAGGAAACAACACUCUCAUAGAUUUUCCAAGGUGGGUUUUCAUUUUCUUCUGGUUUUGUAGACGAAAAAAGGUUGAGAAUUUAAGGUCUUAGAGAUCAAGUAGGUAGAGAAGUAGGGUUUUGAGAUUUGCUCUCUAGUCAAGUUUUGUGAGGUGGGCAGCAAUGGAAAAAUACACGACUUUUCUGUGUUAUUAUCAGUAAAGGGGGAUUCAUUUGAGAUUGAUUGAACUUGGUAAGAGAAUUUGUGGGGUUCUGAGUUUGAAUGGUGAGGUUUUGAAGAUGAAGAGAUGGUGAGAAUUGGGUCAAGAUUUAGUGGGAGGUGUUAAGAUUAGUGAAUCUUCAUCUUCUUCAAAAUGAAGAGAAUGGAGAGAGGGAUUCAACCUGCUCUGGUUGAUACAACAUGUCUCUGUAGAGUAGAUGCAGGGCUGAAAACAGUUGUUGGGGCUAAGAAGUUUGUGCCUGGAUCAAGAGUCUGCAUGCAACCUAACAUAAAACCAUCAAUCCAUCCUUCGAGACACAAACCCUCACGCGAGGCCAGGAGUCGGAAUCAACUACCUCUCUUACCUGGACUCCCCGAUGACUUGGCAAUAGCAUGCUUGAUCCGAGUUCCUCGAAAUGAGCACCGGAAACUACGGCUAGUUUGCAAAAGAUGGUACAAACUCCUAGCAGGAAACUUCUUUUACUCUCUUCGUAAGAACCUUGGAAUGGCAGAAGAAUGGAUAUAUGUCAUGAAGCGAGACAGAGAUAGGAAGAUCUUGUUUCAUGCGUUCGACCCUAUUUACCAACAGUGGCAGCCUCUUCCUCCUGUUCCCAAGGAAUAUUCAGAAGCCCUUGGGUUUGGGUCCGCUGUCCUUAGUGGCUGUCACCUCUAUUUAUUUGGAGGGAAAGACCCGAUCAAAGGAUCAAUGAGACGAGUUAUAUUUUACAGCGCACGUACAAAUAAAUGGCAUCGAGCUCCAGAUAUGUUGCGGCGGCGGCAUUUUUCCGGUUCCUGUGUCAUAAACAACUGCUUGUAUGUUGCUGGUGGUGAGAGUGAAGGUGGUCAUCGAUCUCUCAAAUCAGCCGAAGUGUAUGACCCUAACAAGAACAGGUGGUCCUUUAUUUCGGAGAUGGAAACAGCAAUGGUACCUUUCAUUGGAGUUGUCCACGAUGGGAAGUGGUUUCUUAAAGGACUAGGACCUCACCGGCAGGUCAUAAGUGAAGUCUAUCAUCCUGAAACUGAUAGCUGGAAUGCAGUCUAUAAUGGAAUGGUUGCAGGUUGGAGGAACCCAAGUAUAUCUAUGAACGGAAAUCUAUAUGCCCUAGAUUGCAAGGAUGGGUGCAGAUUAAGGAUUUAUGACGUGGCUACUGAUACUUGGGGAAAGCAUAUAGACAGUAAGCUGCAUCUAGGUAGUUCUCGUGCCUUGGAAGCAGCGGCUCUUAUCCAAUUAAACGGAAAGCUAUGUAUAAUACGCAACAACAUGAGCAUUUCCAUGGUGGAUGUAUCAAAUGCUGAUAAUGGCAGAAGCUCAACGUCAGAUCAUUUGUGGGAGACUAUUGCUGGAAAAGGGCAAUUCAAGACAUUCAUCACAAAUAUCUGGUCAAGUUUUUCCAGCCGGAACCGUAUAAAAGUUCAUCUUCUUCAUUGCCAGAUGCUUCAAGCAUAAACGGAUACUGAUUUGAAGUUAGGUCUAGCGGCUGUUCUUAUUUUUGUAGAGAUCUUCUGGAGUUUUUUGGUUAAGAUCGCCUUGGUCAUGAAGGAAGAAAGGAAGAAGACCUCUUUUUGUUGUUGUUUCAUUAGUUCUACUCACUGUAUGUUUAUAUGAUAGCACAAGACUUUACUGCAGUCUUAUAUGUUACACCAGACACUCGACAAUUCAAAUUGUGCCUCCUCUCUGAAUCAGUAGUUUAACCUUUUUGAUUCA
Messenger RNA from Papaver somniferum (opium poppy), 2467 nucleotides. Its product is annotated as F-box/kelch-repeat protein At1g55270-like. The transcript is spliced from 3 exons. Bases 917 to 2209 code for a protein of 430 amino acids. NCBI's taxonomy places the organism in Eukaryota, Viridiplantae, Streptophyta, Magnoliopsida, Ranunculales, Papaveraceae. Gene Ontology annotation, molecular function: protein binding. The record is from RefSeq and is a predicted model, not a curated record.